AGAAGCACAACCACCUCGAACGCGUCCUCGACUGGCCCCGCUGCCAAUUCACUCAAUUAGAUGGCAUCUCAAUAACCCACGGCAUCCAUCUCGCAUCCACCAUCAUGGAGUUCCGCCGCGUAGGAGACGCCCUCCUGCGCUCUCCUCACUCCAUCAUCCCAUCUCCCUCCAUGUCUCUCCGAGCCUCCCAACGCCCUCUCAUCUCCCUCUCAACCCUCUCAACACCAUUCCAGCAGCGCAGCUUCUCCACAACCCGCCCAACCCUCGCCGCAGCCCCCCAACGCGCACCCCCCCCCCCCCCCCCCCCCCCCCCCAACGAGCCCGACGACCUCUCCGCCUCCCUCGACUCCCUCAUCGGCCACUCCAUCCUCGACACCCCCUCCAAACCCCCGGCCCCACGCUCCUCCUCCACCGACUUCAACGCCGCCUACGGCAGAUCCACCUUCGGCAGCUCCAACCGCGCCGCCCCCGGCGGGCCGCCGGCGCCCUACGCGCGCUCCCUCGACUUCAGCCGCAUGCAGAUGCCCGAGGGCACACCCUCGAUGCCGUCGAAGAUGCCGCCGCCGCCGUCGCCCCUGGCCGCGUCUGCAGCGCCGCCGCGCUUCAACGCUAGCAGCGGGCGCAGCAUCACGCUGGAUCCGAGCAAAGGGCGGGAUCUGAUUCGGGGGCUGGGGAUGCUGAAUAGUUUAGUCGCGCGGAACAGGGUCAAGGCGGAUGUGCAUGCGCAGCGGUUUCAUGAGCGGGCGGGGCUGAAGAGGAAGAGGUUGCAUGGGGAGAGGUGGCGGAAGAGGUUUAAGGUGGGGUUUAGGAGUUUGACGGAGAGGGUGGCGGAGUUGACGAGGAAGGGGUGGUAGACAGUUUGGGGAGGAGUGGAGAGAUGGGCGGGGAAGGAGAGGGUGUGUAUUUGUAUUUGGGGAUUUGAGGGCAUGGAAAGGGGUGGAAUGAAGAGGAGUGUAUGGCAUUGCAUUAGAGGAGGGUGGGCGUAGUGGCUGUACAGUCAAGACUUUGAUAUAAAAAUUGUACCACCAGUUCAAUCAAACCUCGUUAC
Messenger RNA from Mytilinidion resinicola, 1048 nucleotides. RefSeq lists its product as uncharacterized. Bases 105 to 854 code for a protein of 249 amino acids. The record is from RefSeq and is a predicted model, not a curated record. Gene Ontology annotation, molecular function: structural constituent of ribosome. The transcript has a single exon. Gene Ontology annotation, cellular component: ribosome; mitochondrial small ribosomal subunit. Gene Ontology annotation, biological process: translation; mitochondrial translational initiation. NCBI's taxonomy places the organism in Eukaryota, Fungi, Ascomycota, Dothideomycetes, Mytilinidiales, Mytilinidiaceae.